AUGAACACCUCGGACACUAAUCUCGACAAGAAGGACGUAGGGGACAAGGUGCACAUCCGCGCGUCGCACGAGGUCGACACGGCGCAGGACGACGUCGCGGCAAAGUUUCUCGCCGAGGUCGCGGCGCGUGAUGACGCCGACGCGCUGCUUGCCGACCCCUCCGCGCGCGAGGUCAAGUCGCUCCUGCGUAAAGCCGACGCCAUCAUCGUCACGCUCCUCCAGUUUGCCUUGAUGAUGGGCUCGGUGGACAAGGUCAGCAUCGCGUCCGCUGCCGUGCUCGACAUGCGCGAGGACACGCGCCUGAAGGGGCAGGAGUACGCGUGGACCUCGGCGAUCAUCUACAUUGGCGCCAUCAUCGCCAUCAUUCCGUCGCUCGCGCUCAUGCAGAAGCUCCCGACAAACCUGUACAUCUCGACGAUGGUGCUCACGUGGGGCGUGAUCACGAUGGGCAUGGCCGCGAGCCGUAACUUCGCCGACUUGAUGGGCGUGCGCUUCAUGCUCGGCCUGUUCGAGAGCGUCAUCUUCGCUGGCUUUGGCCUGAUCAUUUCGAUGUGGUACACACGCGAGGAGCAGCCCCUGCGCACGGCCAUCGUCUUCUCCACUCUGUCGUCCGUGAUGAACGGCCUGCUGGCCACCGCGUGCGUGCACUAUGUCGGCCCGAUAGCGCGCUGGCGCCUCCUCUUCAUCGUCGUCGGUGCGAUCACGUUCGGCUGGUCGCUUCUGCUCUUCACCCUCCUGCCGGCCAACCCCACCUCGGCGUGGUGGCUCACCCUCCGCCAGCGCGUCAUCGCCACGCGCCGCAUGGCCGCCGCGCGCACCGGCAUGGCGAACACAACUUUCAAGUGGGGGCAGUGUCGCGAGGCUGUGCUUGACCCCAAGACGUGGCUCUACUUCGCCAUCAACGUCGUGCUCAAUAUCCCCAACGGCGGGCUGAUUACCUUCAACAGAAUCAUCGUCAAGACCCUCGGCUUCACCCUCCAGCAGACGACGCUCCUGGGUAUCCCGACUGGCGUCUUCUCGUGGAUCUCGUCCCUCCUGUUCGGAUACAUCGCCGUCAAGACCCGGCAGCGGUGCUACUCCGCCAUGGCAUCAUGCUUGAUCCCGCUUAUGGGCACGAUCCUGCUGUACAAGAUCCCGCGGAGCAACAUUGGUGGCUCGCUCGCGUCGUUGUACCUCGUUUACUUCUACUGGGGGCCAUACAUCGUCAUGAUGGGCUCGGUGUACGCCAACACCGGCGGGUUCACCAAGAAAAUGAUUGUCUACGCCAUUGCGUACAUGGGCUACUGUGUCGGCAACAUUGUCGGGCCGCAGACGUUCCAGGCAAAGCAAGCGCCAAAGUACACCGCUGGAGUGGUCGCCAUGCUGACCUGCUACGGCUGUGCGCUCCUCUUGAUUUCCGUAUACCGAGUGUAUCUCGUCUACCUGAACAGCCAGAAGGCCAAGCAGCUGGAAGCGCAUGAGCGUGAGAACGGAACCGAGGUCGACCUGCUCGACGAGUGGCAGGACCUCACGGACGGUGCGAACCCACGGUUUGUGUACGAGCUGUAG
Vanrija pseudolonga is the source of this 1548-nucleotide messenger RNA. RefSeq names its product putative transporter. Gene Ontology annotation, molecular function: transmembrane transporter activity. Bases 1 to 1548 code for a protein of 515 amino acids. Gene Ontology annotation, cellular component: membrane. NCBI's taxonomy places the organism in Eukaryota, Fungi, Basidiomycota, Tremellomycetes, Trichosporonales, Trichosporonaceae. The transcript is spliced from 10 exons. The record is from RefSeq and is a predicted model, not a curated record. Gene Ontology annotation, biological process: transmembrane transport.